AUGAGGUUGCUCUCCGUCCUGUCAGCCGUGUCCGUAACGGCAGGCCUAGGAUACGCCGAGACCUUGAAGCCUCAGACACUUCUUCAGGAUAUCGUCACCUUCGAUAACUCGUCACUCUUCAUCAAUGGCGAGCGGCUCAUGAUCUUUAGCGGCGAGGUCCAUCCCUUCCGUUUGCCUGUUCCAUCGCUAUGGCUGGACAUCUUCCAGAAGGUCAAGGCUCUCGGUCUCAAUACUCCUGUUAACAAGGCUGCAGAUGCCGAGGCGUCCGGCGGCGGCUUCCCAGGUUGGCUCCAGAGAAUCAAGGGACACCUAAGGACCGCAGACCCAGAAUUCCUGAGUGCUACCGAUAACUAUAUCGCCAACAUCGACAAGCUCAUAGCCAAGUACCAGAUUACCAACGGUGGCCCCAUUAUCCUCUACCAGCCCGAGAACGAGUAUACCGGUGCAGCUGCAGGAAUCAAAUUCCCUGACCCUGAUUACAUGCAAUAUGUGAUUGACCAGGCACGAGAUGCUGGUAUCGUGCUCCCUAUGAUGAGUAACGAUGCUUCAUGGAAGGGUGGUCACAACCUUCCUUGCUCAGGAAAAGGAGAGGUUGAUAUUUACGGGCACGAUGGGUAUCCAUUGGGUUUCGACUGCAAGAAUCCCACAACAUGGCCUCUGGGUGGUUUGAUAACGCAGUACCGUACCCAGCACCUGAAUUUUAGUGCUUCUACUCCGUACACUGUACCGGAGUUUCAGGGAGGCAGUUUUGAUCCAUGGGGCGGAUAUGGCUUUGACCAGUGCGGGCAACUCAUUAAUCAUGAGCAAGUCCGUGUCUUUUACAAGAACAUGUUUGCUUCUGGCGUCACCAUCUUUAACCUUUAUAUGAUCUUCGGAGGCACCAACUGGGGUAACUUGGGACAUCCGGGCGGCUACACCUCAUACGACUAUGCUGCUGCCAUAGCCGAGGACCGUACCGUUUCUCGCGAGAAGUAUUCGGAGUUGAAAUUGGAAGCCAGCUUCCUCAAGGUUUCACCUGGAUAUCUCACAGCUACACCCGACAUCAGCAACAAGACGGGCGUGUAUAGCCCUAACAUAGACAUUACUGUGACUUCCCUCGUCAACUAUACACCCAAGGGAGGCUCGUUCUACGUUGUUCGACACACUGAUUACCAGACACUUGCUUCAACCCCAUACACACUCUCGCUGCCGACCUCAGCUGGGAACCUGAGCAUUCCCAUCCUUGGUAGUUCCCUCACACUAGGCAGGCGAGACAGCAAAGUUCACGUAACGGAUUAUCCCGUCGGCGACCACAAGUUGAUCUACUCGACAGCUGAGAUCUUCACUUGGCAGAAGUUCAGCGAUAGAACGGUAUUGGUCGUGUAUGGUGGUGAAGGCGAAACCCAUGAGCUGGCAAUUGCCGACGUAUUCAAGUGGAAGUCGACAGGUCCACCAGUACAGGUGAAGACGGUCAAGAAGGAUGCGAGGAAAUCGUUCACCGCCGUGCAGUGGAAGACGAACUCAGAGAGGAGGAUCUUCAAGGCAGGAAAUCUGCACAUCUACCUUCUUGAUCGUAACUCUGCCUACAACUACUGGGCACCCCAAAUCGCAGAUACAUCAUCCUCCUUGAUUGUUAAUGGUGGAUAUCUCAUCAGAUCCGCUUCCAUCAAUGGCGCUUCUCUGUCACUUCAAGCCGAUUUCAACACCACAACCACACUCGAACUCAUUGGUGUGCCUCGUGGUGUUUCCAAGCUACAAAUCAACGGCGAGACUACCAAAUAUCGAAUAGACUCCGAAGGCAACUACAUCGUCAAGAUCAGCUACAAGGUCCCAACCCUUUUCCUCCCCGACCUUUCCAAGGCCAAAUGGUCCUACAUCGACUCCCUACCCGAGAUCCAACCCGACUACGAUGACUCAGCCUGGCCCUCUGCCAACUUGAAAUCCACCAAUAACACCUACGUCGGGCCCCUCAAGACCCCGGCCUCCCUCUACGCCUCCGACUACGGCUUCCACACAGGUGCCUUGCUCUUCCGUGGUCACUUCACCGCCACCGGUGCCGAAACAAAGCUUUACAUCUCCACUAUCGGCGGCAGCGCCUUCGGCUCCUCGGUCUGGCUCAACAACUCCUUCGUAGGCAGCUGGCGCGGAAGCGGCGCGGCCUCGGUGCACAACGACACUUACAACCUCCCGUCUCCACUCGUUGCAGGCGAGAAUUACGUUUUCACCAUGCUGGUCGACAACAUGGGUCUGGACGAGGAUUGGACAGUCGGCGACGACACCAUGAAGCGUCCGCGGGGCAUCCUGGACUACUCCCUCUUCACCUCCACCAACAUUUCAGUCCCCAAAUCCGACAUCACCUGGAAACUCACCGGCAACCUAGGCGGCGAACAAUACCGCGAUAAAGCCCGCGGUCCUCUAAACGAAGGCGGUCUCUACGUCGAGAGACAAGGUUACCACCUGCCUUCACCUCCCGCCUCCGCUUCUUCGUCCAGCUCUAUCCCAUUCACAGGCAUCUCCCAACCAGGCGUAGCCUUCUACACCACCUCAUUCCCCCUUUCCCUCCCCUCCUCUGAGUAUGACAUCCCACUGAGCUUCGUCCUCGACAACCCUACCUCAUUCGAGUCAGGAACAGAAUACAGAGCCUGGCUGUACGUCAACGGUUUCCAAUACGGCCGGUACGUAAGUCAUAUUGGUCCGCAGACCAGUUUCCCUGUGCCUGAGGGGAUAUUGAAUUAUAAUGGUGAGAAUUGGGUGGGAGUGGUGGUUUGGGCUACGGGGAAGAAGGGGGCGAAGGUGCCGGGGUUGAAGUUGGAGGCCGGGACGCCGGUUAGGACGGGGAGGAAAGAGGUGGAGGUUGUGGAUGGGGGUGGUUGGGAAAGAAGGACCGGCGCUUAUUGA
Messenger RNA from Sordaria macrospora k-hell, 2877 nucleotides. Lineage: Eukaryota; Fungi; Ascomycota; Sordariomycetes; Sordariales; Sordariaceae. The record is from RefSeq and is a predicted model, not a curated record.